UCUCGUUCGAAACACCAUGGAUGCCCAGGGGGACCACGACAUCGUGGUGCUGUGCGCUGAAAAAAGCCUACCAGUUCUGUGCAAACCUGGUUCGUCUCAUCUCAUCCGUCUCAAGAGCUAUCUGGGCAUCGUGGGCACAGGAAAGACAAUGAAGACUCUCCUAAACCAUGUCAAAGCUUUCAAGCCAAAAAUGAUCAAAGUAGCAGGACUGCUGGUGAAGAGAGUUCAACAAAGCUCAGCGUGUGUUCCUGACUACGUCGGCUUUGAGAUACCGAAUCGUUUUGUGGUUGGAUAUGCGUUGGACUACAAUGAGUAUUUUAGAGACCUCAAUGUGAGUCAGACAGCAAUAACUUUAUUUAGAGGAAGAGCUCAGGAUUAUGGUACAUAUUGGUGAUAUGGGAAUCUGGAAAGAAGAAAUGUAAAAUCUAAAGAGAGGACAGCAACAGAAGAAACUUCCACACACGUCUAAUAAAACACGCUCAUUCUCUGUUAACAAACUGAUGGGACAUGUUUACUAUAGGAAACUUUUUAACUCACAUGUAUAUUGUCUGUUAAACCUUUAAUUUGUUAAUUCUGGUAUCACUUUUAAUGCCCAGAGGCAAACAAUUGCUGGUCUUAUAUAUUAUAAACUACCUUGGUUUUCUCUCUUUUUUUGACUACAGGUACUUUUCUCUUUACUCUCUUUUUUACAAUGUAUCAUGUAAUUAGGUACUUUUAACAAUUCUGUAUGCUGUAAGAGAGAUGUUCCACAAAACUAUGAAUGUUCCCUCGUGAUUUUAGUAAUUUGAAGUGGUUCUUUGGUUGAGCUCUCACAAGAUAGAAAGGCCUUUAUGUAAUAUGUUUGUCUUGUGCUGCUGAUAUUUAAAAGGGUAGAUCUGAGCCUCAUCUAUAUAAUCCUUGCAUGUUUUAUGGCAAUAAGCUGCUAGGACUUUGUACUGGUCAGUUUAAU
Messenger RNA from Cololabis saira (Pacific saury), 949 nucleotides. Its product is annotated as phosphoribosyltransferase domain-containing protein 1-like. Gene Ontology annotation, molecular function: magnesium ion binding; hypoxanthine phosphoribosyltransferase activity. The transcript has 5 exons. Gene Ontology annotation, biological process: IMP salvage; guanine salvage; GMP salvage. The coding region runs from base 17 to 394 and encodes 125 amino acids. Lineage: Eukaryota; Metazoa; Chordata; Actinopteri; Beloniformes; Belonidae. The record is from RefSeq and is a predicted model, not a curated record.